Molecule: messenger RNA, 2534 nt
Organism: Leguminivora glycinivorella
Lineage: Eukaryota; Metazoa; Arthropoda; Insecta; Lepidoptera; Tortricidae
Product: nose resistant to fluoxetine protein 6-like
Exons: 13
Coding region: 272-2164 (630 amino acids)
Molecular function (GO): acyltransferase activity, transferring groups other than amino-acyl groups
Source: RefSeq, a predicted model, not a curated record
CUUAUAACAGAGAGGGGUGUUAGGUCAGUCGCCAUUUUUGCCGUUACGGCGCAAACGCAGAUACUUUGUCGCGUCACAGUAAAGCCAAUUGAGUGCUUCGAAAUUCGCAAUUUUUCAACUCCGUCACUUUGUCCCAUUUUUUCCACCGUCACAUUCAAGUCAAUUUAGUGCUUCGAAAUUCAAAAUAAGAUAUGUGUUGUUUUUGAAAGAUCAGGAAGAGUAAUUAGGUAUUUAGUUUUUUUUUUUUUUGUAAGAAGCAAGUGAAGUGAAAAUGUUACGGAUAAUAUUGUUUGGAAUAGUGUUGCAGCACGCUUCAGGGGUGAUAUAUGAACUGACUCCCCAGGAGUACGAUGCGUUACCAAAACUGACCAAGGUAGACGAAUAUGCGCCAUGCAUGCGCGUUCCUGGGGACGCGUAUUGCUUCGUCAGCGCUCAACUGUAUGGGAAUCUGUCGGACCCCUUGUUUCGCACGUUGGUGGAAUACUCCGCAAACACCAUAACCCAUUUCGACCACACCCACAUACACCGGGGUAUCUGUCCAAAGAAGUCAUGUGCGAAACACAUGGAGGCCUCCACAAACCUGACCGAGGUGGUCGAAGCUUGUCUCAACGAGACUUUGACCAGAGACUACCGUCUGACCGCCAGAGUCUUCGAAGCCUAUUGCGAGAGUUUCUCAAAAGGGUUGAAAUUAGACAGUGGGGAUUAUGCAUUCUUGUUGGUUGUCCUAAGUUUUAUAGGGCUGAAUGUUAUGGGGAGUGUUUAUGACUUCUUCUUUGAGUCUGGCAAGGAUAAGUUCGUUGGCAGAUGUCUUCUAUGCUUCUCUGUAAGGAAGAACUGGCAGCGUUUGGCCGCCCCAGGCAGUUCUAGCCCCAUGCAGCAAAGGAUCAAGUCCAUUCACAGCUUCAGAACAAUCACUGCAGUUCUGGUGAUUUGUGGUCAUUCGCCUAUCCCCAGUCUUUUGAAUGGCAAAACUCCACAGUUUAUGGAAGAGACAUACCAUAAUUUUCCGUUUCACCUGUUCUUCGGCGGGACACUGAUCGUCCAGACCUUCUUUCUUUUAUCCGGUUUCCUGAUGGCGUAUAAUAUUCUACUGUCGGAGCAAAAACGCCGACCUAGUUGCAUGAACCUGCCUAAAGGCAUACUUUUAAGGUGGCUGAGGUUGACUCCACCCUACGCUCUAGUUAUGUUCUUUGUUAUGACCUGGAUGAGGCAUUUAAGUGCUGGUCCAUUUUACUUGAAAAGCGUGACGUCAGAAGCAGAAGCCUGUCACCGGGACUGGUGGCAACAUCUGCUGUACAUACAUAACUAUAUCGACAACUCGCAAUGCAUGGCUCAUGCGUGGUACCUAGGAGCCGAGUUCCAGCUCAGCAUUGUCGGUCUCCUGGUCUUCUGCGUGCUGCACAGCAACCGCGUGAGAAAGAUGGCCAUUGGCGUGGUCAUGGCCGUAGGUCUGGUCGCUCCAGCCGUUCACACGUACUACCAGGACUUGCAUGCUGUGCUCAUUAUAUCGCCUGAAGUGGCAAUAAACUUCUUCGUAAAAGACCCGACGUUCAACAACUUGUACAAGCGCGGGCACACCAACCUCGUCUGCUAUGGUCUUGGACUAGCGAUGGCCUAUUAUGUCUAUGGUUUGAAGGACAGUGACUUGGGAGCGAAGAAAUUCAAGAAAUACCUGCCACUCUACUGGUCUCUCUUCCCCAUGAUGCUUGGCGUCGUGCUUGUUGGCUACGUGUUCUACAUCGACGGCAUCGUCAUCCCGAUAGCCGUUCGAGUCGUCUACUCGAGCGCCAUCAAGUUUGUUUUCGGCUUCGCGACUGCUGUAUUCAUAUAUCUUACCAUCGUAAAGGUUGACAAACCGUUCCGCGCGUUUCUCAACUGGGGCGGAUGGGCCCGAAUCUCGCGGCUCACCUACUUCGCUUACCUGGUGCAUAUCCCUAUUCUGAGAUUUGGGACUGGAAAUGUUGACGAAUUGGUGCCUAUUGGGGUCUUUUGGCUGCUGACCAACUUCCUAUCAUGCCUUUGCAUGGCGUACAGCCUCGCUUUUCCCCUCUUCAUCACCGUGGAGAGUCCUCUCGCUGAGCUGGUCAAGGUGACCUUUGUGCCGCAAGCCAGACCUGCCCAGGAAACUAAGGCUAACAAGGAGACUAUUGAUGAAAAGCUUUAGUCACUGAUUAAUCAAAGAUAGCUAGAUAGAUAGAUAGUUGUAACUGCCUUUGAGGAAACUCGACUGGAGAACCUGGACCAAAAGCGCCAGCGACGGAAGUCUCGCCCUAAACUGUCCUACGCAUAUACAUAAUUAUAACAAGGGCAGCUUUAUUGCGCACAGUGCGACCGAAUACUUCAAACGAAGUUUAGUUUUGCGAGCCAUAUACGUGCUCAUCAGAGAAAUUUGUAAAGGUCGCCGUUGUCGGAUACGACAUGGAGGACUAUAUAUACCGGGUGCCCGGUAAUUAAUGGACAACCUUUUAACCACCAAGAGGGCACCUUAUACUGGUCCAGAAAAUCGACUUUAAGGUUUAGUAAAAGUCGCCUGG